Molecule: messenger RNA, 6407 nt
Organism: Austrofundulus limnaeus
Lineage: Eukaryota; Metazoa; Chordata; Actinopteri; Cyprinodontiformes; Rivulidae
Gene: alk
Product: ALK receptor tyrosine kinase
Biological process (GO): regulation of neuron differentiation; regulation of cell population proliferation; protein phosphorylation
Cellular component (GO): plasma membrane; signaling receptor complex
Molecular function (GO): transmembrane receptor protein tyrosine kinase activity; ATP binding; protein binding
Source: RefSeq, a predicted model, not a curated record
ACCGUCACGGCGACUCCGAGGGCGCAGGAGAUGCGUCCACGAUCACUGCUGAGGGCUUUUCUUUCCUCUGAGGAGUCGUGAAAACAGCUCCUGUUGACGCUAAACGGAUCUGUGAGUGACUUCCCCGCAUGUGAAGAGGCAUGAAAGAGACGAGCAGCGCGGAUCAGACAAUCAACAGCAGACAGAGGCUGCCAGGAGGAGGCUUCGGUCAGCUGGGAUCUGAUUUGAUUUGGAACUUUAUUGGACACCCGGCUCUUCUAAAUUCAUUCUGAAUUUGUGGUUUAGUUGUGAGUGAGACAGAGAGACCACUUGUGCCGCCGCCUCAACUGUGCCAAGAGACAGGGAGUCUUUGAAAGGCACCGGAGCGGACCCGAGCAGCAUAUAAAUCAGCGUCCCGGAGAGCGUCUCUCUGCUUGGCACAGAGRAAGGAAAGACACCGCCGCGAAGAACCGAGAGGGGAAAUGGGACUUUUUCUGUUUGUGGAGAGCAGGACAGCAACAGUGAGCGGAGGGCGAAUGUAAAAAAAUCUCAGUUGUGCUCGUGUUGCCACGGGCGCGCACCGGCGAGGAGGCGCAGGACACGCAGCUUCCAUCGAUUCGCGCUUCGUGAUUUUCUUUCAACGCUGCGUUUGUAUCGAGACCGAAUCUGUGGACCUUGGGCUUAAAGAGGCGCCUCUCCUGAACGGAACCCCUCAAACUGCGAAGCCAUGAGCCCCGGGGUGGUGUUUCUGCUCGUUUGUUCUGCGGCAUUUUUCGCGGGGCGACACUGCGCCUCACCGAGGAGCGCGGCGGGGAUGGAGCCGCCGAACCCCGGCUCUAACAGCGUCAACAGCGGCGGCAGCUCCGGGGAAAGCGGGUCCAAACGGGACUCGAACCAGACCAUCAUGUCCAGAAACAAGAGGAAAACCCUGGCCGUAGAUUUCGCGGUGCCCUCACUGCUGAGAUAUUAUCUGGCCGAGUUCAUAAAGAGACCCCUGAACGGAGACUGUCAGACUUUUAGCGGAUGUUACACGGUGCAGGCAAACUUGAAAAUGCAUUGCAUACCUUUGCAGAAAACCAUUUCUACUUUUGUGGAGCCGAAAUCCUCCACAGACCCGAGAAACGGGUCUGCUGAGGGACAGCUCCCGUUCUUCUACAAGCGGCCGCUGUCCAAAGUUCUGAACCUGGGCUUAACGAAGGCGAGCAGGAAAUCAAACCAAGUUGUGGUGGAAAUAGGAGAGGAUUUAGUCAAGACCGGAUGCGGGGGGUUAACUGUGUACGAGGAGGACCCCGUGCUCGUGCUGGAAAUGGACCUCACGACCAUUCUGGAGUGGUGGCUCGGAGCGGAGGGUGGCCGGCUCAGGGUCCGGCUCAUGCCCGAGAAGAGGGCGCAGGUGCCCGGGAUUGAGGACCGUUACACCGCGGCUAUACGCGCUGCGGACCCCCGCCUGUACCUCCACAUAUCAUCCCGGGGUGAACCUUUGGACGGCAGGGGUGCUGCUGGGACUCCUCGGGGGUACUGGAGCUUCUCCUGGGUGGCCGAGGACGACCUGAGUUUUCCAAACAGCACUGUAGCCAAGUCAGAUCACCAAUGCCCUGGAAACAGAAGGACAUGUGACCAGCAGUCUGAGGAUGUCCCAGAGUUUACCUGGAGAAUAGUGGCAGCCGGUGACCUGCAGGAUGAAGGGAAAAUUGAGAAGAMCGCAGGAAGUCCACAGGGUUGGGAGGAAGGUCAGUUCUUCUGGGUCAACAGCUCAGCCUUUGGAGGACCCUGGGUCUUGAGUCCGUGGCUGUGGGGGGCUCAAGGUCUUUGCGGCUUGGAUAUGGCUGUGUUUCUCCACCCCAGGCAAAGCGGACAAUACACCAUUUGGCUCAUAGAGCGAGACAAGCCACCCUUCGCCCUCUUUUCUACCGACACUCUGCCACGAAUCACAGGCUGGGCGGUGGUCCAACUCACCCUGGGGACCCACGGGGGGUCGCCGUUCCGGGUGUCAGCCAGCUACGACCAGCGGAUCCCGCAGGAUGACGCCGCCACCAUCGAGCCUCACUUCACCACAAACUGCACCAUGGCAUCCUCACCUGGCCCAAACAUCACCCUGGAGGGCCAGUACCACUGCCACCAGGGCCCAGGAAUCCCCCUGGACAAACUGUGUGACUUCAGUACAGACUGUCCUCUCGGGGACGACGAGGGCGAUCGCUGCCGCAGGUUCCUCAAUGGCAGCUACUGCUCGUUUGAAGAAGGCGAUUGCGGCUGGCAGUCAACUGCAGGCAGGAACCUCUCCUGGAGAAGAGUUCAGCCUCCAGCCAGAUCAAGCAGACAGAGCUGCCCACCAUCAGGUGCAGUAUUUACCAUAGAGGGGAGCCAGUCUAAAGGUCAGCGUGGCCCAGCGAUGUUGAAGAGUCCCGUCUUCCCUCCUCCAUUAAGGAACUCUCCCUGCAUGGUGCGGUUCUGGCUGUGCUCUGGAGGUCUGCAGAGGGACUCGCUGUCUUUGUGGAUCGUGGAGAACAGCACAGGGCCCGAUGAGCAGCGCAGACUGUGGCGUUUAGCAGGCGAGCCCAAAUCUGACAGAGGCUGGAGGCUCAUCACGAUUCCUCUUUACGGACUGGCAGACUGGUUCUGGCUCCAGUUCAGUGCAGAAGAUGGACCUGGACCUGGUUCAACCAUCUCUGUUGACAACAUCUCUUUCAGCAUGGACUGCUUCUUGGCUUCUAACGGUGAGUUUCCACCUGUGGCCACCAGCACAACCAGGCUCCUGCCGAGACCGACGACCAAGACCCCACAACCCUCCAUCAGAAGCCCUCCAGUGACUUUCCCCACCACAGAUUACUCCAAAAAAUGGAUUUUUCACACCUGUGGGGCUGUGGGUCCCGAGGGUCCGACUCCCACUCAAUGCCUCAACUCCUACAGGAGCAGCAACGUCAACGUGACRGUCGGCACCCGGGGGCCCUUCAAAGGCAUUCAGAUGUGGCGGGUCCCAGAAACUGGCACAUACAGGAUCACCGCCUACGGUGCGGCCGGCGGGCGAAGUGUCAUGGCCACCAUCAGGUCACAUGGCGUCUACAUCACRGGAGACUUCCUGUUGAGGAGGGGGGAGCUGCUGCACAUCCUGGUGGGACAACAAGGAGAGGACGCCUGUCCCAAUUCCAACGCCAUCCUGAAUAAAAUCUGCCUGGAGCAGAGCGGCCCGAUGGUGAACAGAAGUCAAGUGAAGGGAGGUGGAGGAGGAGGUGGAGGAGCAACGUAUGUGUUCAAGGUGGAGAGAGGCGUCUAUGUCCCCCUCAUCAUCGCUGCCGGUGGCGGCGGUCUGGGCUACAGCAGCCAAUCAGAGACCCAGCUGGAGCAGAUGGACUACGACCUCAGCCAACCAGGUCGCAAUGGGAAGUCUCACUCUGCAGGUGGAGGCGGCGGCUGGAACGACAGCGCGCCCGUCGGCCCGGGCGGCAGACCCCUGGUGCUGGGGGGCCAGGGAGGGCAGGCCUGUCAGAAGUUCUGGCAGACCCGCGGCGGCUUCGGGGGUGGCGGGGGCGGCUGCAUGUCGGGCGGCGGCGGCGGAGGCUACAGAGCCAUGGAGGGCGACGGGGAGGUGAUCAUCAGCCCCGUUCAGAACUGCAGCCACUGUGAGAGCGGAGAAUGUCACGAGAGCAAAGACGGCAUCGUGUGUUACUGCGACGAAGACCUGGUCCUGGACUCGGACAGGGUGUCCUGCGUCAACGUCUCAGACGUGUCCUCGCAGCCCCCGCAGCCGUCUCUGUCCCAUCUGGCUCUGGGUCUGUCYGUGGGGACCUCGGCCCUCAUCGCCGCCCUGCUGUUGGCCGUGUCGGGGGUCAUGAUCAUGUAUCGACGUAAACAUACGGAGCUGCAGUCCAUUCAGCUGGAGCUGCAGAGUCCCGACUGUAAGCUCAGCAAGCUGCGAGCCUCCACCAUCAUGACCGACUACAACCCCAACUACUGCUUCGCCGGCAAGACGGCGUCGGUCAGCGACCUGAAGGAAGUGCCGCGACGCAACAUCUCCCUCACCAGGGGUCUGGGUCACGGUGCUUUUGGGGAGGUUUAUGAAGGUCUGGCAGUGGGGAUCCCCGGUGAACCGAGUCCGCUGCAGGUGGCUGUGAAGACUCUUCCUGAGGUUUGCUCUGAGCAAGAUGAGCUGGACUUCCUCAUGGAGGCUCUAAUCAUCAGUAAGUUCAACCACCAGAACAUCGUGCGUUGCAUCGGCGUCAGCCUGCAGGCCAUGCCCAGGUUCAUCCUGCUGGAGCUGAUGGCYGGAGGAGACCUCAAGACCUUCCUGAGAGAGACCAGACCCCGGCUGGACCAGCCGUCCAGCCUGACCAUGGUGGACCUCCUCAACGUGGCCAGGGACAUCGCUAAGGGCUGCCAGUAUUUAGAGGAGAACCAGUUCAUACACAGGGACAUCGCAGCUCGAAACUGUCUCCUGACCUGCAAAGGAUCGGGCCGUGUGGCCAAGAUCGGAGACUUUGGGAUGGCUCGAGACAUUUACAGGGCAAGCUACUACAGAAAGGGGGGGCGUGCCAUGUUGCCAGUUAAAUGGAUGCCGCCUGAAGCUUUCAUGGAGGGGAUCUUCACAUCGAAAACAGACACGUGGUCGUUCGGGGUGCUGCUGUGGGAGAUUUUUUCACUGGGCUACAUGCCGUAUCCGAGUCGCAGCAACCAGGAAGUGUUGGAGUUUGUUACAAACGGUGGAAGGAUGGACCCGCCUAAAAACUGUCCUGGACCAGUGUAUCGUAUAAUGACUCAGAGCUGGCAGCACCAGCCUGAAGACAGGCCCAACUUUUCUACCAUUCUGGAGAGAAUCGACUACUGCUUACAGGACCCUGAUGUGGUGACCACACCCCUUCCUGUGGAGUAUGGGCCUGUUCCCGAGGAGGAGGAGCAUGGACCCGUUUGCCCCGAUGACCCCUCAGCUCCGGCGGCCAUCGUGAAAGCCCAGGUGCCUGACGGGGAGGCGCUGCCGCCGCCUCCAUCCUACCCCACAGGGGACAGAAGAGGGGCGGAGCACGCGGUGGCGACGAGCAUGGCGGCCGAGGCCAAAGCACAGACAUCGAUUCAGCCUCAGCCGUGCGUCCACCAGCCUCACACGCAGACCUCCAUCGCCAUGACCACCGUCACCACCGCCGUCCCCACCAUGCUCACUGCCAAGAUGUCUCACGCCGCCGCCCAACCCAGCUCAGAGGGGGGCCAUGUUAACUUCGCGUUUGCCCAGGGCCACCCCCAGGAGAAGGAGGGCCACAACGGGAAAAACACCAGCCUGUGGAAUCCCACCUACGGCUCCUGGUUCCUGCAGCAGCAGAGGAAGCAGCAGAGGCAGGAGCAGGUGGGCCGGACGGUGGCUGAGGUGGCGGGGGCGAUAAGCCUCCAACACCAGCACAAGCAGUUUCAGCACCAGCUGCAGCUGCUGCAGCAGCAGCAGGGUCUCUGCAGGCCGCUGUUACCCCCGCCUCCACCCCCCGCGGGCCAGUCACCUCUGCUUUUAGAUUCAACAGCCCUGCCUCCGGUCCCGCUCUACAGACUGAGACGGUUCCCGUGCGGGAACAUCGGGUACGGGUACCAGGAGCACGGCCUGCCGCUGGAUACCACCCACCCCCCUCCGCCCCAGCAGGGCAUGCCCACGCCAACCUCCGCAAACCAUCAGAGGGGGGCAACCAUUCCCAACCCCAUGACCCUGGGCCGGUCGGGCGUCUCCGAGGACAGCCGCCCGCUAUUGGUUACCAUGGGAACAGUGCAGGACCCGAGGCUGCCCCGGAUGGAAGGCCACAACGCCACCGUGCUUUAGCCCCGACAUUCACCUCUCCUGAAAUGGGCCUUUCACCGGAUCUUCAAACCCCCAACAGACUUUGAAGCACAUUAGGAGGGGGGUAAAAAAAAAAAGGUAUUUUUUUUCCAUCACAAGACUGAUGAAGAACCAUGAACUGUUUAACACUCCGCUUUAUGUCCAUCAGAACCAGUUCCUUUUCCCUGAGGGGUGGGCAUGAGGGGGUAUUAAAAAAAAGCCUUGUAUUAGACUAUUUUUCAAGACACACAAAUUCACUGGAUUAUUACGAAAAUUUCUACUGGGGAAAACAGUUUGUUGAUGUUUGCUUGCCUGCUUUAUUUAUACUUUUAUUUAUUUCAAAGUGGCACUAUAAGAUACUAAAUAUGCCUCUUUAAAUGAGCUAAAGUUGGUUUUGACUUUUUAAUCUGCAUUGUUUUUAGUAAUACAAGUCAUAAAAAAGGUAACAUGGGUCCCAGUUUUCUUUGCCCCUGCUCACAGUGAAACCUCUCUAACACUUAUUUUCCUGCUUCUUGUCAGGUGAGAAAAAAAACUGAACUUUACAUUUUUUUAAUCAUAAAGGGGUGUGUGCUGUGUGAUAAACGUAAUUUGCUUUCCCUACGAAUGAAGCACAUUGUGUUAACCAUCUGCUGUAAACAGAGGA